Molecule: messenger RNA, 1374 nt
Organism: Eucalyptus grandis
Lineage: Eukaryota; Viridiplantae; Streptophyta; Magnoliopsida; Myrtales; Myrtaceae
Product: ankyrin repeat-containing protein ITN1-like
Exons: 2
Coding region: 1-1374 (457 amino acids)
Cellular component (GO): plasma membrane
Molecular function (GO): protein phosphatase regulator activity; protein phosphatase 1 binding
Source: RefSeq, a predicted model, not a curated record
AUGGAGUUCGAGCUCGAGCUCAGAGAAGCCGCCAUGGAAGGAAAUGUGCCUUCUUUGCUUGAGCUCCUUGGAAAAGACAGGUUGCUUCUCGAUAGAAUCAUGACUGGCAAUCAAAUUGAGACUCCUUUGCACAUUGCAGCCAUGCUUGGACACUUGAAAUUUGUGGAAGAGGUCCUAGCCCAGAAGGCCGAGCUGGAAAAAGUGCAAAAUUCUCAAGGUUUGACGCCUCUUCAUCUCGCAGCAGCAAAAGGGUACCUUAACAUAGUAGAAUGCUUGUUAAGAGUUAGCCCAGAAAUGUGUUCCAUCUAUGACAGAUACAAAAGAAACCCUCUUCAUGUCGCGGCCAUGAAAGGGCAUGUGGAUGUGUUGGAAUGCUUGGUUCGAGCAAGUCCUGAUGCAGCCUGCAAUGAUGCUGAAAAUGGCCAGACGAUCUUGCAUUUAUGUGUGAAGCACAAUAGACUGGAAGCUUUGAAGGUUGCGAUUGCGAUAGAUAUCAUACGCAAUGAUCAGUUCAUCAACUCAACGGAUGAAGAUGGCAACACAAUUUUGCAUUUGGCUGCUGCAGAUAGACAAACUGAGACAAUUGACUUCCUGAUUGAUAAAGGAGUAAACCCGAACAUCAAGAACUCCAGAGGUUUUACAGCACUACGCCUAUCAGCACAAGGCCAACGCGCAGAUAGAGCCUCAGAUAUUGUGGAUUAUGUUCCUCAAAUUUCAGAGAGUCACGACCAAUCCAGGCGAAUAGUCAAUGCAGAGAACACGGUCACCGCCGUCCAUCCACCUGAAGGAGAAGAGAACAAUGAGGAAAGUAAGAGAAAGUGGCAAGAGAGUAUGCAUGAGACGGUAAUGCUGGUGGCAGUGUUGAUAGCUACCGUGGCAUUUCAAGCCGGUAUUACCCCACCUGGCGGCACUUGGCAAGAUGAUUUCCAGGGCGAUAAAGAUCGUAAACCACAUAGUGCGGGCUACUCCAUAAUGGCAGAUAAGGAACCGUUUAGAUAUGAGUCAUUCCUUAUUUAUAACACUAUAAGUUUGGUUGCAUCGCUUAGCAUCAUUCUGCUUCGCAUAAGUGGUCGUAAUUCAAAGCAGCGUCCGAAUUCCAAGCAGCGUUCGAUCUCCACGUGGAUUGCAAUGCUGAUUUUGUGGGUUGCGAUAAUCUCCAUGGCGUCGACUUAUACCAUCUCCUUAACAUUCUCAUCACCAAAUGUUAAUAUAGGGAGCAGACUUCUAAGUAUUGUGCCGGGAUGUGUUGGAUUCAUGGUUUUUCUUCUUCUCCUGGUCAACGUUUUAAAAUUAAUCCUGAAGGUGGUAGGCAAAGUCCGGAAAUGCUUUCGCGAAUUUUUGGAAAGACGGAAGCGGAAGGAUACUUUGGUUUAG